AUGGCUGACGCACCUCCUCCCACCCCAUCCGAGCUCCUUCGUAUGGUGACUGAGCUUCAGCAGGCAAAUCAGCACAUGGCUGAGGCAAACGAGCAUAUGAGAAACGAAAAUCAACGGAUGCAACAACAGAUGGAGCAAUUAAUCAAUGCCCGCAUUGAACAUGGUAACGAUCAUAAUGAGCGGAAUAAUGACGAUGAACACCGCACACUUGUUUCGGAAACACCUCAGGAUGAGGAAGGCGGCGGUCCGCAUGAUAGCGAAAAAAGAGCCGAAACUGAUAGGGACGAGCUUGACAACUCCACAGGACCAUUUACGGCGGAUAUCAUGAAUUUCCAGCUACCUAGGCAGUUUACUUUACCAGCAACGUUAACUCCUUAUGAUGGAUUGGGAGAUCCAAAGCAACACAUUAAGAAAUUCCGAUCAAUUAUGAUCGUUAACGGUGCAUCUGAUCCUAUUUUAUGCCGUUGUUUUCCUUCUUUUUUAGAUGGCCCUGCACUUGACUGGUUUUGCUCUUUGCCUGCAGAUUCUAUUUCCCGAUUUCAGGAACUGGCAAAGCAAUUUGAGGAUCACUUUGCAGCAUCCGCUAUUUAUCUACAUGACUCGGACUACUUGACGACUGUUAAACAAGGCCCUCAAGAAAGCCUGAAAGACUACAUCACCCGUUUUACGAAGAUAGCAAUGAGGAUCCCCGAUCUUCAUCCUGAGGUCCACCUACAUGCCAUCAAGAGCGGGCUCCGCCCAGGGAAAUUUCAAGAAGCUAUCGCGGUAGCUAAACCAAGGACUCUGGCCGAGUUCCGUGAGAAGGCCAAAGGACAGAUAGACAUCGAAGAACUCCGUCAAGCUCGGAAGUCAGAAAAGUCGGCAACCACCAAAGACGACGAGAAGCCCCGUGAAAGUAGAAAGAACUUCAAGCCAGUACCCCGAUACGACUCAUACACACAGUUCAACACCAAGGGAGACGACAUUAUCAAGGAAAUAUUAAAUUCCAAGCUGAUCAAACCUCCACGGAAAGCCGGGAGUUAUCCAGAACCAAAAAAUGUUGAUAAGUCCAAGUAUUGUACGUUCCAUCAGAAGUUCGGUCAUACAACCGAUGAAUGCGUGAUCGCUAAAGAUCUCCUUGAACGUUUGGCGAGACAGGGGCACCUUGACAAAUUCAUUGCAGGUCACAUGCAAAAGAGAUCCACUUCUGCCGCGGAACCAUCCUCGGUAGCAACUCCAUCAAAAGACAAGGAGAAAGUUCCUGCUCAACCCAGGGGUGUAAUUAAUUGCAUUUCUGGGGGCUAUGCAGGGGGAGGAUGUACAAGCUCUGCACGCAAACGCACGUACAGAGCAAUGCUCGCCCUGGCGGAUACGACCAACAAUCCUCAGCUGACACAAAAAGCACCUGAGAUAACAUUUUCCCAAACUGAUUAUCAUGCUCAUGACCGAAUCUCGAUGACCCUGUCGUCAUCUCCAUUCAGCUGGGCGAUUUAA
Messenger RNA from Arachis duranensis, 1473 nucleotides. RefSeq lists its product as uncharacterized. The record is from RefSeq and is a predicted model, not a curated record. NCBI's taxonomy places the organism in Eukaryota, Viridiplantae, Streptophyta, Magnoliopsida, Fabales, Fabaceae. The transcript has a single exon. Bases 1 to 1473 code for a protein of 490 amino acids.